This is a messenger RNA of Myotis lucifugus (little brown bat), 1236 nucleotides long. Its product is annotated as peptidyl-prolyl cis-trans isomerase E. Gene Ontology annotation, biological process: protein folding; protein peptidyl-prolyl isomerization. Gene Ontology annotation, molecular function: peptidyl-prolyl cis-trans isomerase activity; RNA binding. The transcript has 8 exons. Bases 16 to 885 code for a protein of 289 amino acids. Lineage: Eukaryota; Metazoa; Chordata; Mammalia; Chiroptera; Vespertilionidae. The record is from RefSeq and is a predicted model, not a curated record. Gene Ontology annotation, cellular component: intracellular membrane-bounded organelle.
UGGUAGAGGAAUAUUAUGGGCCUCCAGAUGCUCGCGCCCAUUCAUUUGACCAACUUUCGCUUGCAACGGGGGCUCAACCCAGGCCCCCAAGGAAGGGGUCCGCAGACUAGCCAGGUGGACUUGCAGAGGAGGUGGAUGACAAAGUUCUUCAUGCAGCUUUUAUCCCUUUUGGAGAUAUCACAGAUAUUCAGAUUCCUCUGGAUUAUGAAACAGAAAAGCACCGAGGAUUUGCUUUUGUUGAAUUUGAGUUGGCAGAGGAUGCUGCAGCAGCCAUCGACAACAUGGUAUGGCCGGGAGUCUUCACUCUUACUGAAGUUGGUUUUGGUGGCACAGAGGGCUCCUUGUUUAUAUAUUGGUUUGCUGAACCUCCAAAGUUACAAGAAUGAAUCUGAACUCUUUGGACGGACGAUUCGCGUCAAUUUGGCCAAACCAAUGAGGAUUAAGGAAGGCUCUUCCAGACCAGUUUGGUCAGAUGAUGACUGGUUGAAGAAGUUCUCUGGGAAGACUCUGGAAGAGAAUAAAGAGGAAGAGGGGUCGGAGCCCCCCAAAGCAGAAGCGCAGGAGGGAGAGCCCACUGCCAAAAAGGCCCGGUCGAACCCUCAGGUGUACAUGGACAUCAAGAUUGGGAACAAGCCAGCCGGCCGCAUCCAGAUACUCCUGCGCUCAGACGUCGUUCCCAUGACGGCAGAGAAUUUCCGUUGCCUGUGCACCCACGAGAAGGGCUUUGGCUUCAAGGGGAGCAGCUUCCACCGCAUCAUCCCCCAGUUCAUGUGCCAGGGCGGCGAUUUCACCAACCACAACGGCACCGGGGGCAAGUCCAUCUACGGGAGGAAGUUCGAUGAUGAGAACUUCAUUCUCAAGCACACGGGACCAGGUGGGACCUGAUUAGGGGGUGUGCUGAGGGGCCCGGGCCUGGCAGGACGCCUGUGCGGGAUGGGAUGUCGCUGUGGUUCUGGCCAGGGGUCGGGGCUGGAGGAGACCCUGCUAGUGAAUAGGGGAAAGGGUUCGCCUGGCUAGAGUGGGCCUUCUUUCACCACAGUGUCUGGAAAGCGGCUGACACAUCAGAAACACACAAUCAAUACUUGAAUAUUUAAAACAUUCGCAGGCUGGUCUGUUAGGUGUGCAACACCCUGCUCUGCAUUGAGAGUGGGGUGGGACAAGGUCCAUCCACAGGGGCACCGUGCCGAGGCCCAGCGGGCAGAGCGGCUUUCUCACCACCACGCACCAGCUGCAGCG